Molecule: messenger RNA, 11526 nt
Organism: Amoebophrya sp. A120
Lineage: Eukaryota; Dinophyceae; Syndiniales; Amoebophryaceae
Source: the annotation of a GenBank genome assembly
AGGUUUAAUAAACACUAAGUUUUGGCAUUGGCGCCCCCCCGGACUACUCCCCCUGCAGUGCUAGACCGAUGCAAUCGUUCCACCGAAAACGACCAUAUGGGCGAUAAGACUACAACUUGACCUGAUUUUCUUAUAUCGAAGAUGAACCAAUAGUUCACAACUCUUAUCUUUUAUUUCUUUGCACAAAGUAUACUUUUUUGUGUUUUUUUUUCAAUCAAGGCAAAAAAAUGUGGAAGAAGCGGGAGCAGCGCAGCAGCUUGUCCCGGUCGUGCGGCUCGAAGCCCUGGGCAGGACUACGAGCACGUUUCACCCUCUUGUUUGCUCCACUCCUCACCUCCGCGCUGCAACUCCAGGUGGUCUCUCGGAACAAGAAGAAGACGAGCCGGGAUCUUCACGUUGCGGACCACAAGAAUGAUCAGCGGAAGGUGUUGAAGAAGAAUAUUAAAGCCACGACAGCUCCUUCUCCUUUGCACGGUGGUGGACUAGAUGGUAGUAAAAAUGAACAACCAGAAAGAGCAAGCAGCUCCUUGUCCUUGUCGUCACCGACUACAGCAGCUUCCGAACAAGAAGAACAUGUUCAUCAGAAGAAGAUCCUCGGCGAAGAAGAAGAAGAAGAAGAAGUGGAGCAGCAAGAGCAACUCUCCCGUCGCUUGACGGCGGAGCCGCGACUGGAUGAACGGGAUGUUGAUCCAGCUGAAGGCGAACAAGAAAUGUUGAGCCGGACGAGGACGUCGUUCACCUCCAAAAAGAUGUUGACCAGCACCGCCGUCGCUGCGCGUCGAGAAAACAAGUCUACUAAACAGGCACGAGGACACCAGCACGCGAUGAUGGGGCGGACCACGGCGAGCCGCGGUCUUCGACAGCAAGAAGUUGUAUCGGAUCGACGCGUGCAGUAUCAAGUGCAAAUAUGUCUGUGUCUGGAAAGUUGUGAUGCAGGUCACUGAAUCUUCAUAGCCACACUGUAUCUAUGUAAUGCGCCGCCGAGGCAUGACAAGUUUGUUUAUGCUUCUGUGUUGCGUAUUCCGCAUGAGAGAGACACUGCGUGUAGUUUGCAUGACAGGCAAGAGGAGCUCUUGGUUGCCACGCAAUACAGAUCCCAGAGUCAACAUGCCAGACUAGCAUGACAAAUCUCGCAAGCUCCCAGCCCCAGACAUAAUAUUUGCAAUCCAUAUGCAGUCGUCGACAAGGGCGGAACCGGAAGACGAUCCCAAUAUCAAAAAGAAAAAUUCCCCCCCAUAUCGGAAACGAAAUUUGUGAUGCUGAAUUUGAGUACACAAAUCGACUUGUAUUGCUAGAAGGACAAGAGACGCACUUGCGGCCUGAAUUGCAGGCAAUUUGUCAUGCUGUUUCCCACUGCCAGUUGCCUCGCGUCAUGCUGGAGAUGCAAUACUUUCCCACGCUAGCUAGCACUACAGUCCGCAUCUUUUGCCUUCUAGCAUCGCAAAGCUGAUUUGUGACCACAAAUCUGCAUCACAGAUUUCCGUUUUGAUAUGGGGAGGGGGGAUUUUUGUUCUUGAUACACGAUAGCUGCUUCUUCGAGGAGGGCGAAUACCGGAGCACAUGUACCUUAUCCUAAGUAAAAACGUCCCCACCCCAUUACUAUCUAUUAUAUUCAUGCGAAAAUAUUGGCUAGAGAGGGUAAACGAGAGGUGGCCGGGAGGUCAAAAAGAGGUCAAAAAGAGGUCGACAGAGGUGGAGAGGUGGCGCGGGAGGUAGUUCGGGAGGGUGGCCGAGAGGUGGCGCGAGUAUAGCCCGCCGAAGGGGUCGCCCUUUGGGGCCGCUAAGCGGCACGGAGGUGGCCGAGAGGUAAAAAAGAGGGCGCGCGAGAGGUGGGCAGAGGUGCCGAGAGGUUGCGCGAAUAAGGGCGAACCUCUCGCGCACCCUCUGGGCCACCUCUCGGCCACCUCUGUCGACCUCUACCGGCGAGUAUAGCCGGAUUAUUCGCAACACCUCUCGGAGAAGGUGAAAAAGAGGGUCUGCGAGAGGGGUGCAAAAACUCGAAUCCGCCCGGCACGCGGCCAAUUUUGCUUGGGCCUUUUCAUCGCGCAGGCCCGCACCCUUUCGCGCCACCCUCCCGCGCUACCCUCUCGCGCCACCCUUUCGCGCCACCCUCUCGCGCCACCCUCUCGCGCCAGCGAUUUCCGCCGAGAAGCAAAUAGGGCGGGGGCGGGUGGGUGAUCAAAAAAGGGCAUUGCGGCCCCCGUUCUGUUUCCUUCGGCAUCUAUGUCGGAGCGGCUUCUCUUCGCCCCCAAGCUUCGCUGCAGCUGCUCCCUGCGCAUAGCGCCUGAAGGCGCGGGAAGCGCGCAGGAGGCCCAGCGGGUUGAGAUGGCGCAAACCGGCGCCAGUAUUUCCUUCGAACUAUCACGCCAUGCGCAAAGCUCUGGCGCUGUGGCGCGAUCCGCAAAUAGUCCUGCCCCGCCACAACAGCCGCUCGCCCCGGCGUCAGCCGGGGCAUGGCUGGUAGCUGUCAUGCAGAUUUGCAGUGACAGGAAGAUUUGUUUUUGUAAUGCGCAUUCCCAUGAGAGGCAUUGAUUUCCAAUCGGGUAGUUUUGGACUUCGUAAUGCUCGUAUACAGGAUGAGUAGAUGGAUUUGUCGUGUUGCAGCUUUACUUAUCUAAACUGCACUACAAUAUACAGAGACGAACUUGUCAUGCUGGAUUCCCAAAACUUGUCGAUUUGUGUUGCGAGAUCCCCAUCUUGACUCCCGGGCGGGGACGUUUUUGCUCAGGAUAUACUUACGCUGAUGUUGUGCGAUUCACGGGCGUCGACGUGGAUCUAAACAGUGAGGCACUGGUAUCGAGUGUAAAUAUUUCUGGGUCUGGAAGGUUGGAUCUGUAUUGCAUGUUUCGCAUUCCUAAAAAAUCUGCAUUGCAUGAGCACCAAACAAACUGCCACGCUUUCCUCGUGCAAAAGCGCAGUUCGUAGUGCGUUCUGCGUAUCAUGAGAAAGCGUUUGAAACCUUUGUGAUGCUGCACUGCGCCUAGAGGCACAGUCAAUCAUGACCAUUCAGCAUUACAAGUUUCCAGACAAAUAUUUGCAAUCCAUAAGUGGACGGCGUACUUGGCUGGUACCCGACCCCCGACCUGAUCGAAGCUUGCUGUAUGGCCUGCUCAAACGUUACAAUCUCAACAAACGUUACAGUAGAAUCUGGGUUUUGUGUUGCAUGAUGAGCAUGACCAUAGACGCGCACAGCGUCCCACUUUUUGCAAUACAAAUUUCGCCAGAUUCUAGUGCGGACUGGGGCUCCAGAACUUGUCAUGUGCAAUCCUGUGGGAGUAGAGUAGAUCAUGCACUUCUUGCAUCACAGAUUUUCAUAUUCUAUGGUAACGUUUGAGAUGAUUGUAACAGCUGAGCAGGUUAUAUGCUACAAUGUGCUCUUCGAGAUGCAAAAGGCCGAACAUAAGUGCUGUACUGCGAAGACGGACGCGAACAAGUUAGGCGUUUGGGAGGAUUUUUGGCAGGGUCAGGGCCACGAUCUGGCUAUACGCAUUGCAAAUAUGGUUGGGUCUGGAAGAUUGCAACUUGUGAGGCUAACCUUGGACUCAAAAAAAAUUUGUAUAGCAUGAGGUGCAAGAGGACUCCAGUUGUUGCUAUGCGGAAACGGCAUUUCUCAUGCGGGAUCAAUAGGCAUCAAGAAGCCCGUAAAAAACCUGUGAUGCUAGGGCAUUCAUCACAAACAUUAUAAUGGGUCAUGCAAAAUGUGCAUGACAAACGUUCCACUCUUCCAGACCCAGACAUAUUUGCAGUUGAUAGGCUACCCCGGGGAUCAACGUGGCCCAGCUUCGCGACGCAGUUGAAGCCAAGGUGGAGGAGAUCGGGUCGGGCUUCCCGGACGAUCUAGCAAAAGGUAUAGACUACGUCGUCAGUGAGUUCCUGCGUCCGGCCAAGAGUAUGAAGUUGCUCGACGAAGGCGCUGCAGGGGUUUUAACCGCGGAGCUGGUCAAAGCGUACACAACGCAGGAUGGCACUGCAGACGAGCGGGCCCAGAACCAGGCGUUGCACCUCCUCCUCGUGGCCAAACUAGUCACCCCGAAGCACCCCGAUGCGGAAACCAUCAAGGGGAAAUUUGCCGAGGCAGACAGCGUCUGCGCGGGGUUCAAAGCCACCGGCUUGAGGUUGCUCGAGAUGGGAGAUUCAAAGUACCCAAACGAUUCCAAGUUGGACGAGAACCAAAAAAGCGCCGCGUGGCUGAAGUGCCGAAAGCUCAGGGAAAAGUCGGUGGACCGCGGCCACGCGUGUUUCGACACGGAAUCCCGAAUCCGCGAUCUGUAUGCACUGCAAAUAUGUGAUCUGGGUCUCCUGGAAAGUUCCCAGGUUUGUCAUGCAGACUUAGCAUGACCACCCAUGACGCCUGCAAUGCAUGACGUAGCAUCACAGAUUUUUCGAGGGCUUCCUGAUGCCUACUCUGCAUGAGAAAUGCCCUCUCCAAGGGGUACGCUCUGGGGUUGUCCGUCAUCGUGAUAGGAUCACCGGGCUUGAUCAGUAGACCCCCAGUAUAUUUUUUUAGCGCGCAGCCGGUCACAAAAGUAAGACGGAGACCAAGUUUGUAAGACUAUCCCGCCAAGGCCACACUGGAGCUCCACCGUGCUCGCGGGCUCGGAUGGUAAGUCAGGUUUGCCACACGUAGCGCCCACUGGCCGUAGUUACGCGUAAGCAAUCGAUAGCGGUUUUGUGGAUGCGGUCAGGUGGUAGUUAGGAAGAGGAUCGGGUAUCCACCUAGGGGUGUUGGCAGAGGCUAAAUCUGUUCUAGCGCCCAGGUAUUGGCAGAGGCUAAAUCUGUUCUAACGCCCACCCGCCAGGAGUAAAAUGGUCACUACUACUACGACUACUACCAACAUGUAGCACAAACGGGACCGCUAUCGCUGGUCAUGCAACACAGAUUUUUUUCCAGUCCGAAGACAGAAUGACAAGUUGCAACCUUGUUCCAGAUCCAGACAUAUUUUUGCAAUGCAUAAACUGCGAACCGGAGGCGGUGGCCUGCCCGAGGAAGCGGAGGACUACGCUGAGCUCAUGUUUGCCGUCAACUCCAUGAUGUUCAUUAACGGGAUGACAGUGCCCGAGGACAAGGCCCUUGAUGAAUUUGGCUUGGUGAAUGGUGUGGAUUACGACGUGAUUUUGAAAGACUCCGGCUGGGACAACGAUGCUGCGAACGUUUGGUGCCAGAUAGCACUGGACAAAAUUCGGAAAACGGACGACUGCUGCGCACCUCCGGCGGACGACUCCGUGGAUGUCUCGCUCUAUGAACUGCAAAAGUAUCGUACUACUUAGUAUAAAUUGCAAUACAAAUUUCCUCAGCAUGAGAAAUAAAAUUUGUAAUGCCGAUUUGCCUUGGAAACAAGAUUUGUAAUGCAAGACUUGCAUUAGCAUUUGUACGAUUGCGAUACUUUUGCACAGGAUUCGCUCGUCUGGUACACGGACGAGAAGUAUCAGAUGCAAAUAUGUCUGGGUCUGGAAACUUGUGAUGCUGUUUGGCGAAUCAUGUGGAUGCCUUCAUUGGCAGCCAAGCAUGGCAAGUUUUGGAGUUGCUAUAGUGUUGCCUAUCUGCAUGACAAACUGCGUUUUUCUGUUUGCAUGGCAGAGAAAUGUGGCUUUUGGGUGGCGUGCAUGACAGACUUGAGAGCUGCCUUGCUAGCCGCGCAUGACAAACCUUGCAUUCAUCUUCCAGACCCAGACAUGCAAUUUGCAUUUGAUAAGAAGCCUGGCUGCAGGCAACUGAAAAAAGACGCGGAAAACCUGCUGCGCAUUUACCUGCCGGACGAGGGCGAGAAGGACCCGACCAAACUGCCGCCCGAGGUUGUGCAGAGCAUGGGAAACGACUGCCAACGCUAUUACAGUGAAAAGUGCCCCCCAGAGCUGAAAAUGCAAAAAUUUGUGAUGCGAAGUUUCCCAAUGAAAACUUGCAUGAAAGGAGUAUGAAUCUUUCUGAUGCAGAGUGUAGGCGUGUAUCGCAUCGAUUGCAUGACAAGCGCCGCUCUUGCUGGGGUCUUUUGCAAUACAAAUUUUUGCUAUUCACGAUUGGAAAAAACGCGUGAUGCUGAUAGAUGCAAGAGGGCGAGUUGUGUAUCAUUUGGAAAGGUUUGCAAUACAAAUGCUCCCAACAAGUUCGGGGGUGGGGGCAUUUUUCAUUGUAAUAAACGCUUGUACAACCCCGAUGAGUGGAAGGCUGAAAAAGGAGUUCUGCCGGACAUUUGCACAGCCCCGCUCGACUCGUGGAAACGGAUUGCGGGCCAGCUGUUUCUGAACUUCAAGUGGAAAGGAGUGACGUACGGAGUUGGCGAUCCAGCCAACUCGAAAGUGUUAAACCCAGAAUUCUACAAAGAAGAUUCGCUUGACAAGACCAAGCCCGCGAGCCCUGAGGCAAAGGUGUGGUGUGACACCGUGCUGUGGGCUAUCCAGGCUACCGAAAAUGUCUCCGACCCGUGUUGCCCACACACACCGGGCGAAGACUGGCCGCAAGGAACCGAUGACUCCCUCCCAAACGAUGUUUGCGCGCAGCUCAAGCGUAUCAAAUGUAAAAAUGUCUGGGUCUGGAAGAUUACGAGAUUUGUCAUGCAUAUUUCGGAUCACGCAAAUGGCGUCUGAUGCAGGCAAAAGCAUCACAGGUUUUGAGCACGCCUCAUGAUGCCUGUCCCGCAUGAGAAACUUCCUACCUGCCGACCAAGAAGUGGACAGGUUUUGGCGCUCAUGCAACACAAGGUUUUGCGUGUUCCAGAGUUUGCAUCACAAGUUCCAACUCUUCCAGACCUAGACACUUUUACAGUUGAUAAAGCGGACCGGGAACAAACUGACCGACCGGCCACUGACCGACCGGAAUGGGGACGAACUGCCCUAUCAAAUGUAAAAAUGUCUGGGUCUGGAAGAAUCCGAAAUUUGUUAUGCUGUUUUUGCAUGACACAGAAUGUCUGUCAUGGAAGCCGUAGCAUCACAGAUUUUUAGAGGCCUUCCUGAUGCCUACUCCGCAUGACAGAUGCCCUCCACGCCUAGCACAAACCGGACUCCUCCUGCUGGUCAUGCAAUACAGAAUUUUUUAGAGUCCAAAGUUAGCGUCACAAGUUCCAACCUUCCAGACCCAGACAUUUUUGCAAUCCAUAUGCCCGGCACCAAGCUGAUGAUCGGCAUUGACGACCCCGAAAUUGCGCCAGUAAAGUGGCCGAUCUGCCACCGCCUCUACUCUCAGCCGGAAUUCUACCCCAACGAAGGAUGGGACGUUAUGGCGUUCUCAAGUGUUACAUUCUCAACUGUUACAUGAAUUUGUCAUGCAAAAACAGCAAUAGGGAAAGGGGAAAGCUUGCAAGUCUUGCAUCACAAGUUUGGCACGGAUUUAGAUGCUGUUUAGCACUUCGAUAAUUUGCCAUGCGAAGCAGCUUGAUCGUCUUGCGGCUCAUGGUCAUUUUGCAUGACAAAUCAUGUAACAGUUGAGAAUGUAACGUUUGAGAGCGCCAUAGACGUGUACAAGACGGGGGAUGUGUGCAAAUCGGACAAAGAGAUCGAGAAGAAUCUCGACUGCGUGCCCUGAGUAAAAAUGUCCCCACACGACCAGAGUCAAGAAGAUGCGAAAUCUGCUAUACAAAUCCACCAGCUUUGGUUAUUUCGCAUGACAAGUUUGUGUCCGUAGUGUAAUCCUGUUUAGCUAGAUCAGAAGCAUCACAGAUCCAGAAUAUGAUGCUGAUUCUAGCAUCACAAAUUCCCAAAUACGAACAGAAAACGCUUCUCAUGGGGCUUAGCAUGAGAAACGUUCUUGGCAUGCAGGUUGGCAUGACAACUCUGGGGUCGCAUUUUGUUUAGCAUGACAACUCUGAGGUGGGGACAUUUUUCCUCACAAUACUGCGACCUCCACGAGAGCGAACCAGGCAACCCACUGAACUGCCAUUACUACAAGUCGUACACGAAUGUGCUGGCCUCCUUCAUGACAGCGACCGAAGCGCAUAUGGAAGUGUCAGGAUCGAAAUCGUCAAAGUUGAAAUAGUCUGUAAUUAAACGUACUCGGAACCGAUACCAGCUGGAGCCCUAAAUAAUCUGUAAUGCAAAAAAACGAUACCAGCUGGAGCCCAAUUUACAAGUGGCGCAUGACAAAGGUACAAGGAGGAACCAGGUACCCUACCGAACCAGGUACCCGGGACCAGGUACCCGGGACCAGGUACCCAGGACCAGGUACCCCGGACCAGGGACCCUGGGACCAGGUACCCGGGGACCAGGUACCCUGGGGCCAGGUACCCAGAAAACAACCCCCUCCCCAACCUGCCUCGACGAAGCUGCCCACCAGGCUGUCUUCGCGAAAACCAAAAUCGACACACUCCGUCGCAGUCCGGAACGACGCCGCCGAGUAUGUCUGCGCUGCAGACUUGUCUGGGUCUGGAAGGUUGCCAUGCUUGACCAGCGGUGACGUUGGCACCCGGACCGGUACCCACAUCCGGGCAUCCACAUCUGCGCACCGGGUGCCCCCCGCCGGGCACCCGGGUCCGGAGAUGUGGGCACCCGGUGCCCCGAUGUGGAUAUCCAGAUGUGAAACCGCUUGACUUUUCGCGUCGCUUUCUGCUAGCUAAAGUUGAAGAGGUGGGCUCCCACAUUCGGCGGGCGCGAGGUGCUCACAUCCUGGUACUCACAUCUAGGCACCAGGCGCCCAAAGCCACAGCCGAUAUCCACAUCUGGGCACCGGGUGCCCACAUGCGGGCACCGCUACCCAUAUCCGGCCAUCUACAUCUGCGUACCGGGUGCCCACAUCCGGGAACCCGGGGACGGAGAUGCGGGCAGCCGGUGCCCAGGUGUGGACGUCCAGACGUGAAACCGCUUGAGUUUUCGUGUGACUUUUUUUUUUCAACUCAAAGUUGAAAAGGUGCCCACAUCCGGGUAUCCGCAUCUCCGGUCCGGGUGCCCACAUCCGGAGUACCCGGGUACCUGGUCCCAGGGUACCCGGUCCCAGGGUACCUGGUCCCAGGGUACCUGGUCCCGGGUACCUGGUCCCAGGGUACCUGGUCCCGGGUACCUGGUUCCUACCUCUACCCAUGACAAACUUUGGCAGCGCGGCAAUCCAAUUCGUCAUGCUCUUUGAGCAGAGACGACUGCUUUUGUCAUGCUAUUUUAGCAGCUCUGUCUCUAAGAUCUCACACCCCAAGCAGGCUUAUGAUCGGCCUCAGUUGCCCUUGCCCUUGCCUGCUCUGCAAGACAGGGGCUUUGCGUCUAGCAUUUUAUGCAUGACAAACUAUUUCAACUUUGACGAGUUCGGUCCUGACGCUUCCAUAGCACCACAAGACUUUCUCCAAACGGCCCCGCUGGACGAAUCUGUAUUCAAGAAAAAAAUACCAUCAGAAUCACUAUUGCGGUUUUUUGCAAUACAAAAAUUUUUGUCAUGCGCAGAAAUGCAUCACAGACAAGAUUUAUACGGGAUUUCCCUUAUGUUUUCGCAAUACAAGAAAAAUUUAAAAAUUUCACUACGAGACACAUUUCUGAUGCAAAAACUCCUAAACGUGAUUGUGAUGGUGUUUUUUUCUUGGAUACUCUGGGAAGCCGUUCGAAUAUGCGAAGGUGAUUGUGAUUACGGCCUGCGCAACCUUGCGCGAGGAGCUGCGCAUCAUCGAGACUUACGGCCGGUGCUGCAACCUGCAAGAGCAGUUUUUGCCGAACCAGCGUCCUUCCAGCGAGGCAGAUCCGUGCCGCGACGCCUUAUGAAAUGCAAAAAUGUCUGGGUCUGGAAGAGUGUUAAACUUGUCAUGCAGGUUUUCCAUAACCCAUGAGGUCUGGAAUGCGGGACCUAGCAUGACAGAGUCUGUGAGGUCUCUGCCAUGCCUCUCCUGCAUGAGAAACUCCCUCCCAACUUCGUCGAAAGUGGACAGCUUUAUUUGGCCCUCGUGCAACACAGAUUUUCGCACUAUUCGGAUUUAGCAUGACAAGUUGCAAUCUUCCAGACCCAGACACUUUUGCAAUCCAUACGCCUACAAGCUGAGCAACAAGCUGCACACCCUGGCGAGCAAGCCGGAAAUCAACCUGCCAAAAACGGUAUCCUGUGCAAAAGUAUCGUACUCGUACAAAUGCAAGUCUUGCAUUACAAUUCUUGUUCCCAAGGCAAAUCUGCAUUACAAAUUUUAUUUCUCAUGCGGAGGAAAUUUGUAAUGCAUUUAUACGAGUACGAUACUUUUGCAAUUCAUAAACGGUUCGGGACGAGUGCCUGAAGCUGCAGCUCAGCAACAAAGACAACCACGUAUGGAAUGCAAAUAUUUUUAUCAUGUCUGGGUGGGACGUCGUGGUUCACUAGACAAACCACGCAGAUGCUUGUAGUGCGAAUUUUGUUUUUGCAUGACAAAAUUUUCAUACAAUGAUGACUUCACGAGCACGAUGUGGUCUGGGACGAUGAACAUGCAUGCCCCAGUUGUAUCAACACUGGUUAUUUCUCGCGGACGUCUAUUCGUGCCUAAAAAUAUCGUGCAUGACGAGAAAUGUGGCUCUGCCGUGCUCGCGAUUCGUCAGGAGCUGCCAAAGUGGCUUGCUGGUUCAGCUCUGCUCCAUGGUGCAGCUGGUACACAUCAGAUGUUCAUCUUGAUUUUCGUAUGGUGCAGCUCCCGGGUAAGAAAGAGUAACUAAGUACCUUCACAAAAAUUCUAGCGCAAGCAACUACAACUAACUUCCCAAACGACCCAGAUACAAGAUAUUUGCCCUGCAUACCACUCUGCUGUGUGCACUGCCAUGGAGGCCGGUCUCCCCGGGGCGAACACCGAAUUUGUGAAAGACGGAUGCUGCUAGGAGUGAGCAUGUUCUUUUCAAAAGCAUUUUUACCAUUUACACUAUUACACUAAGAAGUAUUUUCAUCUCGACGCGUUUUUCUUUUUAAACAAAGUGCCGGACGCUCGAGUUUUUGAUUGAAGUUCAUUUGAGUUGAUGUUUUAGCACAUGUCUUUGAGUUGUUCUACUUGUUUUGAAUCGUCACGCAUUUAGUACUUACUUUACCGCACAAUAUCCACACUUGCUUUUUUUACUACUUGCUUUACCGCGUAUGCAAACCUUUAACUUUUCUUGUAGCGUAUUUUUAAUUAUGAUGGUCGUUUUUCCGUUUUGCUUUUCAAGUUUAUUUCUUGUACAAUUUCAUUGGCAAAAUUAUUUACAUAAAUUUCCAUACUCAACGUCAGCAUUACCCCGAUGAGACAGGUUUUUGGGACACGAAACCUCACCGAGUAUUUCGAUGUUGUUCUUGCCUCAAAUUGAGAACAAAAGAAUAAGUCCCAGCUCCUUUGAGCCAAAGAAGCCUGAGAACAAAAGCCUACAAGUAGUUGCAUGCAUAGAAAAAGAAAAGCUUCGGAACAAUUCAACUCUUCAUCUUCCUGCAGGUAAUUUUACGUGUAGCAGUACCUCCCCCCUUGUUCUGCUACCUUUUGAAAUCGAUAUCGAGGCCGAACAAAAGUCUUCUUUUCCCAAGCGAAAGAAGGACCAGCAGCAUCUCGUAUUUCCGAUUUCUGAAAAUAACCUGACGAGAAGAAAAGGAGGAAAAAGUAGAACAGGAACGGUAUAACUUCCCCGGGUAAUUCAGAAAGCAUGCUG